Hibiscus syriacus is the source of this 1108-nucleotide messenger RNA. RefSeq names its product phosphoglucan phosphatase LSF2, chloroplastic. The record is from RefSeq and is a predicted model, not a curated record. Gene Ontology annotation, cellular component: chloroplast. Gene Ontology annotation, molecular function: carbohydrate phosphatase activity; starch binding; protein tyrosine/serine/threonine phosphatase activity. Gene Ontology annotation, biological process: starch catabolic process; protein dephosphorylation. Lineage: Eukaryota; Viridiplantae; Streptophyta; Magnoliopsida; Malvales; Malvaceae.
UCGCCGACUCCAAACUAUAAAUCUAACAAACCCAAAAUCAAAGAAACAGAACAACACAAAUGAGUGCCGUAAACAGCACCACUUGUUCUCUUCGGUAUUCCAAACCCAUCUGGAACCCAACUUUUUCUGCAAAAAAGAAAUGUAGACUCAAUCUCAUGUCCCAAAGAGGCAAUCUAAAAUGGGUGGUCCUAGAAUCGUCUGUAAAUGUCCGGAACCGGGACUGGAAUUGAUGACGAUCCCAGGAAUAGUAAGCUUUCUGUCGGGUCCAAGAACAGGUUGGAAGAUUAUAACACUGCCAUGAAGAGAAUGAUGAGGAAUCCAUAUGAAUAUCAUCAUGAUCUUGGCAUGAACUACACGCUGAUAACUGAUCUGAUUGUCGGCUCUCAGCCCCAGAAACCCGAAGAUAUAGAUCAUCUGAAACAAGAAGAGAAGGUAGCUUAUAUUCUGAACUUGCAGCAGGACAAGGACAUCGAGUAUUGGGAAAUCGACCUGCAGUCUAUAAUCGAAAGAUGUCGACAACUUGGAAUUCAUCAUAUGAGGAAACCUGCAAGAGACUUUGAUCCAGAUUCCUUGAGAAAUAUAUUACCCCGAGCUGUUCUAUUGGAAUGGGCCAUUUCUGAGGGAAAAGGAAAAGUAUAUGUGCACUGCACAGCUGGGUUAGGGAGAGCUCCAGCAGUGGCCAUUGCCUAUAUGUUUUGGUUCUGCCGCAUGAACCUAAAUACAGCAUGAAGCACUGACGUCAAAACGACCUGUGGACCCAAUAAAAGAGCAAUACAAGCCACCUAUGAUCUGGCUAAGAAUGAUCCAUGGAAGGAGCCCUUUGAAAAUCUCCCUGAAAAUGCUUUUGAGGGUGUAGCAGAUUGGGAGAGGAAGUUGAUUCAAGAUCGUGUCCGUGCCCUCCGUGGAACCUGAUUUCUUGAUUAGCAUUCUUUAUCUUAAAGCCGAUCUGAAAGCACAAGGCAGCGAAAUCCAAACUCUUGGGCAUUGCUAGUGAGAUGUUGAUCUCUCCAUGGACUAUUUUCUUGACUGAACAGCAAAAUUAGUUGGUCAAUCAUUUAUAUGAUCUGAAUUUAUAGCAGCUAUUUUGAAUAACCAUAAAUAAAACAAA